GCUACUUCCAAAGGCUACUUCUUGCGGAAGGACGGCCGCGCGUUCGACCACCCGGACUACUACGCCCACCCAGACCAAUAUGUAUCCGAGUUCUACGCGAAGGUCGCUCCGUACCUUUCCCUCCUCCUGCAUGGCGCACGGUGUGCUCCGGCGUACCCCCGCGUGAUGACGAACGAGCAGCCGACGACGGCGCUCGAGAUCGCGCGGACGUUGGGUGAGGGCCGGUUCGCCUGCGUAGGGGACAUCAGCUGUGAUGUCAACGGCGGCUUGGAGUUCCUGUCGCAAUACGCGACGCGCAUCUGCCGUCGGUCACGAUGGUGGCCAUGCAGGGGCUUUGCGGCCGGUCGGACGUGCAGCUGUUUGUUGCGAGCAAUGUUCUGGCGGAUACCGAGCGGCUGA
Molecule: messenger RNA, 399 nt
Organism: Dichomitus squalens LYAD-421 SS1
Lineage: Eukaryota; Fungi; Basidiomycota; Agaricomycetes; Polyporales; Polyporaceae
Exons: 3
Source: RefSeq, a predicted model, not a curated record